AGAGACCCAUUCUCCCCAGGACACAUAUUUGCAGAGAGGGUGCGCAGGCUUCCAUGAUGUCGGCCCCUGCCUCUGGGCCCCACCCUCCUCCUUACUUGCUGCUGGCUAUGCUGUUGGGACUCACAGGUGUGGCAGGUGAAGCGGAGCUGCAGGUGAUCCAGCCUGAGAGGUCGGUGUCUGUGGCAGCCGGAGAGACGGCCACUCUGCGCUGCAGUGUGACCUCCCUGCACCCCAUCGGGAAGGUGGAGUGGUUCAGGGGGACGGGGCCAGACCGGGAGUUAAUCUUCAGUUUCCAAAGAGGAUACCACCCACCGUCUCGAGUAAUAAAUGUUGCAGACGCCACAAGGAGAAACAACACGGACUUUUCCAUCCGCAUCAGCAACAUCACCCCAGCAGACACGGGAACCUACUACUGUGUGAAGUUCCAGAAAGGGACCCCUGAUGUGGAGUUUAAGUCUGGACCCGGCACCCAGGUCACCGUGAGUGCCAAACCCUCUCCCCCCGUGGUGUCGGGCCCCACGGCCAGGGUCGCGCCCCAGCAGCCAGUGAGCUUCACCUGCGAGUCCCACGGCUUCUCCCCCAGAAGCGUCACCCUGAAAUGGUUCAAAAACGGGAACGAGCUGCCAGCCUCCCGGACCACCGUGGACCCAGAGGGAGACAGCGCUUCCUACAGCGUCUCCAGCAGCGCCACGCUGGUGCUGGCCCCGGGGGACGUCCGCUCCCAGCUCAUCUGUGAGGUGGCCCACGACACCCUGCAGGGGGGCCCUCCUCUUCGUGGGACGGCCAACCUGUCCGACACCCUGCGAGUUCCACCCACCGUGGAGGUUGCCCAGCAACAACUCGCGACAGGGGACCAGGUGAAGGUCACUUGCCAAGUAAAGAAGUUCUACCCCCAGCACCUCCAGCUGACCUGGUUGGAGAAUGGAAAUGUGUCACGAACAGAAACGGCCUCCUUGGCCUUGAACCUCAUAGAGAACAAGGAUGGGACCUUUAACUGGACGAGCUGGCUCCUGGUGAACGUAUCCGCCCACACGGAAAAUGUGGUUCUCACCUGCCAGGUGCAGCAUGACGGGCAGCCCGCGGUCACCAAAAACCAUACCCUCGUGGUCUCUGCCCAGCAGAAGGACCAGGAAACAUUUGUAACCCACGAUCGAGAACUGUCCACUCCACUCCUGGUGGUUCUCUUCCUGGGCCCCAAGCUGCUGCUGCUCGUCACUGUCUCUGCCAUCUAUGUCCACAAGAAGCAAGGGAUUGACUGUGUCCCAGGAGGAAAAUAGCACCAAGGACAUAGGAGACAUGUGAAGAACAUUUCUGGAAUGGUGAGAAGAUCAUGAAAUGUGAACAUGGGUCCAUAGCUCCUCCCUUCAUCCCCUGCUACAAGCCACCCUCAGUCUCUGCUGCCUCCUUCAUUCCAUGAGAGGCCCAGCCUAAGACAAGAAACAACUAGAAGCUUCCACAACUCUGCCCCAAAUGCCUUCUUCACCAGAGACCCACCUGCCACAGUUCCUUCUGCUCCUUCUCACCGUUCUUUAGACCCCAUAUUCAUUCCUACCUGAACGGGUCUUCAUACCUGGGUCUGAGCAGGGCCCAUGGGAAUGUCUUUGGAGACUUACACAUGGAUAUCUCACCAGAAUGUGAGAAACAAGUCUUUGUACAGACACCAGUUUAUCUCUCAUCCAUUUCCUGGGGACUGUGGUCAUGAACUACACAAUCAAGUCCAUGCUCUCAUGGGUUAUUCCUGCCAACUCCCAGACUCCCUAGCGUUGCUAAGGUACUUCAAUCCAUCUUGAAUACAAAUGAAUCCCCUCCUGGUUUCAAGGGAAAAGCAAGGAUUCUCAUCCCAUUUGCCAAUCUGUCCUACUCCUCAAACCCAGAGAGAAGAUUUCCUCCUCUCCCUGUGAUGGGAACACUAACUCUACUAUCACCUUCGUCCUUUUUGGCCCUCUGCUCACGUACACGUGCUGGAGGUCCAGAAGUCAGGAACCUUCCUUGAUUUCCUUCUUUAUAUCCUAUAUUUAAUUCUGCUUUCAUAAUGUAUGUCCAGUAACCAGAUGGUGUUACACAUUCUAUGCUUGGACAGAAAAAGAAGCCUUAUUUGUGAUGCUUA
Molecule: messenger RNA, 2107 nt
Organism: Hyaena hyaena (striped hyena)
Lineage: Eukaryota; Metazoa; Chordata; Mammalia; Carnivora; Hyaenidae
Product: signal-regulatory protein beta-1-like
Exons: 6
Coding region: 54-1277 (407 amino acids)
Biological process (GO): positive regulation of T cell activation; positive regulation of phagocytosis
Cellular component (GO): plasma membrane
Source: RefSeq, a predicted model, not a curated record